Molecule: messenger RNA, 1242 nt
Organism: Rhodotorula graminis WP1
Lineage: Eukaryota; Fungi; Basidiomycota; Microbotryomycetes; Sporidiobolales; Sporidiobolaceae
Exons: 7
Coding region: 1-1140 (379 amino acids)
Biological process (GO): endoplasmic reticulum to Golgi vesicle-mediated transport; intracellular protein transport; vesicle fusion
Cellular component (GO): Golgi membrane; SNARE complex; endomembrane system
Molecular function (GO): SNAP receptor activity; SNARE binding
Source: RefSeq, a predicted model, not a curated record
AUGUCGCGCACGUUCUUCGACCGCACGUCCGAGUUCCGAUCGGCCGUAGAGUCGGCCGCCUUCCGCGCCGCGUCGUCGUCCUCGGCAGCCGGCGGGGCCGGCGCCCCUCUCGUGCCGCAGGGCGCAGGGCCGGCCAAGGGCGGCAAGAACGCCCAGCGGAGCGAGUUUGCGAGGAUGGCGGCCAAGAUUGGCAAGGACAUCCAGGGCACGACGGGCAAGUUGGAGAAGCUCGCGCAACUCGCCAAGCGCAAGACGCUCUUCGACGACCGGCCCGUCGAGAUCAGCGAGCUCACGUACAUCAUCAAGCAGGACAUCGCCGCCCUGAACCAGCAGAUCGCCCAGCUCCAGGCGUUCACCCUGUCGAACCUUAACGCUGGCGGCAAGCAGGUGUCCGAGCACAACAAGAACGUCGUCACCAUGCUCCAGACCAAGCUCGCCGACACCACCAUCGGGUUCAAGGACGUGCUCGAGAUCCGGACGCAGAACAUGAAGGCGUCGCGCGACCGCACCGAGCAGUUCACCUACACCGGCGGCUCGAACGCUCGCAACGCACCUCCUUCCGUCCUUCGUUCCCGCGCCGCCCCUCCUUCCGCCAACUCGUCCUCGUCCCGGUACCAACCCUCCGGCACGACCUCGUCUCAUCCCUACACCGCCUCGUACGAGACGUCAGACUCGCCCCUGUACCGCCCACCAUCGGCAAUCGGCGGCUCGAGCAUCCUCGACUCGCAGGGCAAGGGCAAGGGCAAGGCGCCGGCCAACUCGGACUUUCUCGCGCUCGACCUUGGCGGCCCGACCGACAACCAGCUCAACAACGUCGAGGGCGGCUACAUGCAGCAGGAGCUCGCGCAGCAGCAGGGCGACGACCAGUACCUGUCGUCGAGGAGCACGGCCAUCGAGACGAUCGAGAGCACCGUCGCCGAGCUGGGCCAGAUCUUCAGCCAGCUCGCCCACAUGGUCGCCGUGCAGGGCGAGCAGGUGACGCGCAUCGACGCAGAUACGGAGGACAUCGCGACCAACGUGACUGGGGCCCAGACCGAGCUGCUGCGGUACUACGCGAGCGUGUCGUCCAACCGGUGGCUCAUGAUCAAGGUGUUCGGCGUCCUCAUCCUCUUCUUCCUCAUCUUCGUGUUGGUGAGCUAGGUGGAGCCGAGGCAGCGGUAGACGAGCGAGAACGGUCGUCGCGAGGGUGGGCGAGGGAGCGAGCGGGUCUGUGGCUGUAUCGCAGCCUGCGCAUCUCUCUCU